Molecule: messenger RNA, 574 nt
Organism: Cuscuta campestris
Lineage: Eukaryota; Viridiplantae; Streptophyta; Magnoliopsida; Solanales; Convolvulaceae
Source: the annotation of a GenBank genome assembly
CAAAUCAUCAUCAUCACAAUUAUUAGACAAACACAUAUAUAUAUACUCACACUAACCCACAACCAAUUACUUGAAAAUCCAACCAAAGAUGUCUAGCACUCAGUAUACAGCAGGCCAAUCCCAUGGACAAACUCAGGCAAAGGCAGAGCAAUGGGCAGAGUCAGCAAAGGGGACGGCGAACUCCGCCGUGGACAAGGCGGAGAGUGCGACCCAGAACGCGCAACAGUCUGCCCAGCAGAGGCGGGCGGAGGAAGGGGAGACCGGCUUUCUCCAGCAGACCGGCGAGCAGAUGAUCAGUAUGGCUCAGGGCGCCAUCGACGGCGUCAAGAACACCCUGGGCAUGGGCGGUGACCAGAAGAAAUGAAUCUAUAUGCCAUUGCCGCAAAGCCCAUCUCAAUAAUUUAAUUAACUUAUUAAUUACUUCUUAGGGCUGCUAAUAAUCGUCAUUAUAUACUAAUGAUCUCUCUUGGAGCUGUUCUAAAUUAGAUUUGUACUUUUUUAAAAAAAUUGUGAUCUCCCAGGUGAGAGGGUUGGGAAUGUGUCAUCAGAUUUGCAAUAAAUUCAAUUUCUUUGU